Molecule: messenger RNA, 1900 nt
Organism: Ectocarpus siliculosus
Lineage: Eukaryota; Phaeophyceae; Ectocarpales; Ectocarpaceae
Source: the annotation of a GenBank genome assembly
AUGAACCGAGCGGCCGCAACGUUAUUGCGCAAGGCCUCUGGGGGUCAAUCGGCCUGUCUACGACGUCGCGGGAGACACCUGCCCUUGCGUAGAUGUCUUGCUGCUUGGGGUUCCACCUUGCAGAUAGAGCCCGGGGUCCAACGUGCGUUGGAGGAGGGACGCCCGAUCGUAGCCCUUGAAUCCACCAUCAUAUCUCACGGUAUGCCCUAUCCGGAAAAUUUAGCUAUGGCCAGGGGGGUCGAGGAUAUCAUCAGGGAGAGAGGGGCAGUCCCCGCUACGGUGGCCGUCUUGCAGGGUCGCCCGCACGUUGGGCUCACGGCGUCUCAACUGGAGUCUCUUGCUGAGGCCGGGCCUCGCGCGAGGAAGUGCUCCCGGCGCGACCUCGCCGUUGCCCUCGCCCAGGGGGUCGACGGGGCGACGACCGUGGCCGCCACGUCCUACCUCGCGUCCCUGGCUGGCGUCAAGGUGUUCGUGACGGGAGGGAUGGGGGGCGUCCACAGGGGGGCGGAGACGACGUUCGACGUGUCGGCCGACCUUGCCGAGCUAGCGCAGACGCCGAUCGUCGUCGUGUGCGCCGGGGUGAAAUCCAUCCUCGAUAUCGAGAAGACUCUCGAGGUGCUAGAGACGAACGGGGUCCCCGUGGUCUCUUUAGGCACCGAUGACUUUCCAGCUUUUUUCAGCCCGUCCAGCGGGGUGCCGUCCCCGCUUAGGCUGGAUACGCCUUCUGAGGUGGCGGCCGCGGCAAAGGCCGGGUUUGACCUCGGCAUGCGCAACGGCAUGGUUGUCGCCGUACCCAACCCUGCCCCGAUGUCCGGAGGGGCCGGCAUAGACGCAGCGAUUCACGAGGCUCUGGAACAGGCGGAAGCGAGGGGGCUCAAGGGCCGCGACAUCACCCCCUUCGUGCUUGCGAGCGUGAAUGAGACCACCGGAGGGCACUCGCUGAAGAGCAACGUCGCUUUGGUUCGACAUAACGCCAAGGUUGGAGCCGACAUCGCGGUGCAACUCGCCGCAUUGACAGGCAGACCUACUGCCCCGGAGGCUUUCCUCGCCAGGCCGACGCCAACAGCAGCGCCGCCGCUCCGCGUGGCCGUCUUCGGCGGGGCCGUGGCCGACAUCGUCUCGAAACCUCCCACGGGGACCGCGCUUACGCCCGGAACGUCUACCCCGGGAGAGACGCGGCAGAGCUUCGGUGGCGUGGGACGCAACGUGGCCGAGGGCGUCGCGAGGGUCUUGCUGGCGCGAAGGGGCGACAACGUCGCAAUGGGCAUUGACAGCAGCAGCGACGGCAGUGGCGCUGUCGUCACUCUCGCUUCCGUGGUGGGCGCGGACGAGCCGGGCAAGGGGCUCGUGGCGGGUUGCGAAGAGGCCGGAGUUAACGCGGAAGCGACGGUGGAGGUGGGGUGUUCGAGCGGUGCAGGCGACGAUGGCGGCAGCGACAAAGCAGGGACUGCGAGCUACGUGGCCGUUCUUGGAGGCGACGGUGAUUUGGUGGCAGCAGUAGCUGACAUGCGCGUUUUGGAGAGGAUGACAGCGGACUUCGUGGAGAGACACGCCAGCAUUAUCGACGGAGCGUCAGUGGUUAUCGCCGAUGGAAACCUUCCGCCGGAAGGGUUUGCGCGGGUAUCGGGGCUGUGCGCGGAAAGGAACGUUCCCCUCGUGUUUGAACCCACCUCGGUUGCGAAGUGCUCCGUCCCCUUCUCGGCUGAGGUAAACCGCACACAGCAGUGUAGGUGCUCCGCUCAAGAACGUUAGCAAAGUUGCUAUGCAUAGCUGUUAUCUCGUUGUUCAUGGUAUGUAAGGCUACCUAGCUAGCUGGGCUGUUUUCCAUCUUUGUGAGAAACGGGUGGUAGUGCUCGUUCGUCCUUGUGGCGCGGCAGAGACACGACGGCGUGGCCGCAUC